CUGAUACGAUGCAGUCGUCACCGGCGUCUGCUCCUCUUCCUGCUGUUCUUGGCCUUGGGCGCCAUAGGAGAAUUGAAACUGUUGAUACGGGUUCGCCAGUGUUGCUAUUGCCCAUAGGGGCUGCCAGAGCGAAGCGCCCAAGCAGCUUGCCAAAUCGUAGCCAGCGUGCUUCGGCAAAUGAUGCGCCGGCGUUAUCACCGUUACAGCCGUAAUGGCGGUUGACCGUCAGUCAGCCGUACGUCAACAGUAGCGGUCAAGUUAGAGUUGUAAGAAGUCUUGAAUAAUGGUCAACCCAGACAG
This is a messenger RNA of Baudoinia panamericana UAMH 10762, 300 nucleotides long. RefSeq lists its product as uncharacterized. NCBI's taxonomy places the organism in Eukaryota, Fungi, Ascomycota, Dothideomycetes, Mycosphaerellales, Teratosphaeriaceae. The record is from RefSeq and is a predicted model, not a curated record. Bases 9 to 212 code for a protein of 67 amino acids. The transcript has a single exon.